CGUCGUACUCUCUCGCGAGCGCCUCGCGCAUUACCGCUACGGUACGCUCGACGAUCAGUUCAGUCAGCUCGGCCGCACAAGCUCGUCGUCGCCUUCGUCUUCGUUGUCGCACUCGUCAUCGUCGUCGUAGUCGUCGUCGACCGGUGUUUUGAAUUUUGCCUCUGCUCGCUGAAAAACAUCGUUCCAAUCGAAUUUGUUGUACAUUUUUUUUUCUCUCGUCCACUCCCGACUAGGACGUGAGUUUCACCCCACAUGCGUUUUCCGUCAAAUUUUUCCAUAUUAUAAUUUUAUUAUCCGCGCGGUAUAUACCACAAUAACCGCCUUCGGCACAGUUAUCAUAAUAAUAUAAUAUAUUUGUCGUGGAGAACCUGCGGAGACAUAUCGAAGAUCGCACGACAAGAGACAUUGGCCUCUUGGUGGGCAUAUUCUGUGUGACUACGAUGUUUCACUUACGGACCGUGUAAGCCACAGCGGACCGAAAUGUUUGCGACCAACCGCGUCUCGGCCACGUGGGCCCUCACGAUAUUGGCCGUGACAGCGAUGAUACGGGCCCACUGCCCGUCAAACUGCUCAUGUGACGACGAUACGCUGGUGGUGCUAUGCAAAGAGGGCAAUCUGGACGUGAUCCCGAUCACACUGAACCCGUCCAUACAGAGACUGAUGCUCAUGUAUAACCGCAUCAAGAUCGUGGACGCAUCGUUUCAGUUUUACGGAGCACUGCAGUAUGUGGAUAUAUCGCACAACCACCUGGUGAACAUACCCAACAAAGGGUUCGAAGCCCAAGAGAAGCUCGUUGAGCUCCACCUAAAUCACAAUAAGAUCUCGUCAAUCAACAACAAGACGUUCAUCGGGUUGGCGUCACUAACCAUACUGAACCUGCGUGGCAACUAUCUAGAAGACCUGCCCGAUCGGCUGUUCGCAGCACUGCCCAAACUCGAAGAACUUGACUUGGGCGCCAACCGUAUCACCCGCAUCGAUCCGGCCUCGUUCCAGGGCCUAACCCGACUUCGGGUUCUGUAUUUGGAUGACAACCAGCUCCGAGCCAUACCCACGCCCGCAUUCAAAUUCCUAGGCAACCUUGCUGAGAUGCGCAUCGGCCUGAACGCGUUCACCACGCUGGACGAUGACUGUUUUGCGGGGCUUGGCCGGCUGUCCGUGCUCGAGCUUACCGGCGCGGCGUUGAUCAACAUCAGUACCAAUGCUUUCAAAGGACUAACCGUGCUCAGGCGACUGGUGUUAACGGACAACCGGUUGUCGGCCAUACCCACCAAACAGCUGUCUGACCUGAAUCGGUUGGAAGACCUGUGUGUGGGCCAGAACGACUUUGUGACGAUUGAACCAAACGCGUUCAAAGGGCUAGCAAACUUGCGAUCGAUUGACGUAUCAGGCGCGUCCCAGCUAUCCGUCAUAAAGAAAGGUGUGUUCAACGACAACCUCAACCUAGAAACCAUAAACUUUAGUAGCAACAAACAGCUAGCGACCAUUGAAAACGGUGCGUUUAUGGGGCUACCCAACCUCCGGAACCUGAUCAUGCGCAACAACGCAUUCACAUCAUUUGCCGAGGCGAUGGUCACAUGGCAAGAAUUGCAGCAGAUCGACUUGACCGAGAACCCACUGGUGUGCGAGUGUUCAGUGCUGUGGCUCAAGGAGCUGCUGGCCCGCCGCAACACCAGCCAUGUGAACUGUGCCAGCCCGGCACCGCUCAAGGACAAGCCGCUCAACUCUCUUGGGUCCGAUGACCUGUCAUGCGCCAAGUACUACACCAGGCAGCAGGCCAUCGUGGGUGCAGUGUUCGGGUGCACCGUAGCGUUCAUAGCGCUCAUGUUGCUGUUGGCGUACCGGUUCCGGAAGCGUCUGCACCAUUCACUGAAGAAGACGUUCUGGAACAAGGAGACGGUAAACCGAAAGGACCUAGAGUACCAGAAGACGUUCUCGGACGAUGAAUUCAUCGUCCGGAACACAAACACGCAACAUCACACUGGUCCACACGGACACCAACCACAACAACAACAACAGCAACAACAACAACACCAUCACCACCACCAGCCCCAACACCAUAACUCGCAGCAGCACAACCAGCACCAUGGUGGCGUUCAGCAUCACAGUCAGCCACAGCAGCACAAGCAGCAGCAUCACCACCUCCAGAACUUUCAGCAGCACAUCCAGCAGCAGCAGCAUCAGCACCAUAGCAACGACCAUCACAUGAUGAUGAUGAUGGCACCGGCACCACCACCUCCACCACCGCCACCACUGCACCACGGCACUUACAGCCAUCACAACCAACACCUUUACCAGCCACAGCAACCACGCCACCAGAACACAAUGCCGCACCGCAACGACAAGCCGAUACCGGUCACGGAACUGUAGCUAGAGCUUUUCGCCUCAACGCCAACGGGCGAGAGGCGAUACCAAGCCGCCGGAACGUCCGACGGUACUACUAAUGUCACCGGCUUUUCAUACAUUUCCGGCGAAAUCUCCAAAUACGGAGGUGGUGGCCAAACCUUGAACAACCGAUCUCUACCGCCGCCCGGUUACCGUGUUUACCACCCACACUCUCUCCGUCGUUUUUGCGACUCUUAAGCCCAGCCACAAAUAAUACGCACUUGCCGACCCCGUUUUACUUGCCCCUCUGCCCCGACGACCCCGAUCGCACCGUUAAAAAUAAUCCGACGCACACGAUCCCCUCGCCAUCCUCCUCCCCAUCAUACACCACUAGCCAGCCACUACCCCGUAACCAGCUUAAGUGCUACGGUAGCUGUCGUCUCGAGUGUACUGGGGGCUGUGGGGUGGGGGAGAGGAUAAGAGGCCUUUGUAAACUAGUUACGCAUCUCAUCGAUCGCGUAACACGUAAAACACGCGCUAUACCUCAUUGUAGGUACGUGUCGGUGUAUAAUAUAUACCAUUUGAUGAAAAUUCGAAAGAGUAAAGACUGUAGUCGUUGUGUUUCAUGGGAUACGUUCAUGAUCGAGUCCGGAAAAAUGUUCAAUAUAGGUAAACCAACACCAUCGCGGCCACCGCUACCGUAUCACGCAUCAACAUGUAUCUGUGUUUGGAGAACGUUGGACACACAAAUUCUAGAUCUAGUCGUAGAGUAUUAGUUUAAAAAAUAAAUUUAUAAAAAAAAAAUAAUGUUUUGUAAAAAAGAUAAAUUAAUCAUUUUUCUUGUUGUAUUCUGAUUAAACAUUCAUGUGAUCGACCCUUUGUACAAUUCAGACGUUCUUCAAUAAAUAAUUAAAGGUACUGUUGUUGUAAUCCAAAUCCGACGAUUUUUUUGUGCUAAUAAUGAUCAAUUUUAGAAAUCGUCAUUAUAUUAUGUGUAGCUCUCUACUUUUUAUAAAAAUUAUUAUUACUAUCAUAAUAUAUAUGUUAUACAUUAAUAUUUAAAAUAACUUACUUAACAUAAUAAUUACUCUCUUUUUUAUAUAAUAAAUUAUUAUAUUCAAUACGGUUUCAUAGUGUAUUACGUCAUAAUAUUAUAAUGGUAUUUUUCUAAAAAAAAAAAAAAAUAAAAAUAAAAUUCAUUUUGAUUAUUAGUAGUGUUUUUAGGGUUGAAAAAAAUAUUAUUACGCAAUUAUUAUAAUACGUCUUUGUGCUUAUAUGGAAUGUUUUCAAUUAAGUAGCCUUAAAAAAAAAAAUACCCAUAACAAUGUUAUCUAAUGAAAAUCUGUUGCAUUUACCCGUAACGAAAUGCAUGGUAGACGACUACACACCGGUGUCGCAUGCACUGUGUCGAUAUGCAUUAUGUAUUUUCCUCACAUCACACGGCCAGAUUCCUGCUGAGUGACACGCUAUACUCUCCGCCGGAUAUAUUAUAUUAGCUAUUAUAUUAUUCUCUCUGCUAUCUGUUUCUAUCGUCGCCGUUUGAAAAAUGGAGAAAAAUAAAUGUUUAAAACGAUCUUUCACCGUUUAUUGGUAAAUUAAAUUAUUAUUUUUUUUUUUUGUUCGCUUGCUUUCCAAUAGAGGCUCAAUGACAUUCGAUGUCGGCGCGAUCCCGUUUCCACGCGAGUCUCACUUUCUUUUAUAAUUUAAUUUUCCAUUUAUUAUUAUUCGAAAAUUGAUUUUUAUACAACGAUAUUAGUGUCAUUAUUUCUACUCGGCCACCCCAUUCCCAUCUCCACCAUUUCACACUUAUAAUAUUCCAUAACAGUCCGCUGCGGAGCGACGUGUUUACGAGUACUUAGAAUCUGUCCUCACUCAAGUGCAAUAAGAUUCCUAUACACACACACACCCGGCAACGUCGUAGCACCGUGGACGCUGUUCAAAAAUCUUGUAUAGCCCCAACGGACGCAUUUGAAAAUGAUUAAACGGCCCCACUCGACCGUAGUUAUUUAUCGAUCGAUAUACACAUGUAAAUACAUCAACGGCUACUUCGUACUACGGUUUUAAACGAAACACAACAACCACACAACCACAACCAACUACAGGUAUAUAGGUACUAUAAUAGUCGUAUAUAGUGACGGUUAUUAGAUGCCGUCUCGCAUCGAUUUUUCGGUCGGUUUUUUUUUUUUUUAUUAAAGCACGUUUAACGAUUCCAAACGGCCGAUACAACACGAUAAAACAAAAUAAUAUUAUGUAAACGAAUGGGUCGCGUAUAGCAUUAUAGUUUAACCACUGUUUGGUGCCAUAAAAAAAUAAAUAAAAAAAUAAAAAAAAACCGUUAAAAUUGAC
Molecule: messenger RNA, 4668 nt
Organism: Acyrthosiphon pisum (pea aphid)
Lineage: Eukaryota; Metazoa; Arthropoda; Insecta; Hemiptera; Aphididae
Product: SLIT and NTRK-like protein 5
Exons: 2
Coding region: 481-2367 (628 amino acids)
Cellular component (GO): extracellular matrix
Molecular function (GO): protein binding
Source: RefSeq, a predicted model, not a curated record